Molecule: messenger RNA, 7761 nt
Organism: Porites evermanni
Lineage: Eukaryota; Metazoa; Cnidaria; Anthozoa; Scleractinia; Poritidae
Source: the annotation of a GenBank genome assembly
ACUUUCACACCAAACAUUAGCUUUACUUCAGAAUCAAAUCCUGCUUUUGUGUUUACUGCAGCCCAGACCCAUGCCACUGAGAGACAGAAACCAACAGCUCUGUCUAUUUCAGAAGCCAAACAGCUUAGAGAUGCGCUUCUCGGCAGCAUUGUUAAAUGUACGCAGAUUCAGAACUCUCUCUACCGACUUCUGUUACUCAAGUUACAGGCGCAUAUUACAGGGCAAUUUGAUACUGGUGUGGAAUAUAGUGACACGUCAGCGAGUUUAGCGAAGACUUCCGGAAUGGAAAAAGCAAAAGAGUGUGUAUUAAAAGGUGCUCAACAGGCAAAUGUUGAUUCCAAGCUCACUAAAAGCACAAGAGUGUGUUUGGAUAAUAUCACGAGUGAAUGCGACACGUUGGGUGCAACAGGGGGGAUGGAUGAUGCUUCAAAGAUUUGUGACGUGAGGGGUAUAGGCGAUGGAAAGAACGACAUUGCUGAUACCUUGCGUGUGGAUAAGACAGGAAUGAAUCCUUCUAAAGCUUCCAACACAGAUGACAUAUUGUUUGAGAAUCCUCAUGGUUUAACACAGACUGCUGUUGUUGAGAACGCAUUCGAUGAUGUUUGUAGUGAUGCAGCUAGUGCGUCGAGCGUUUAUAACAAGGAAGUAGCUGCUAUUGAUGCGUCAAAGGCUGCCAACACAGAGAACGCAGAAAAGAGCGUAAACGGUGCUCCCCUGACUCUGCUAUGUGAACUGCAAGAUCCUUUGAAUGCCUUGAUUCGCUGUGCCGACAUUCAAAGAGAGCUUUUCCAAAGUGUGAUGACUGUGAGCGAGUUGAACACCAAAGAAGCGAGUGAUUUAUCUGGUAAAGAAUCAUACCCACAUGAAAAUAAAGGUGGGAAACCGUAUUCAGUUGAAUAAGGAUGUCCAUGUUUUAUACAUUGUUGAUAACCCGGCCUCCUUUCUAAAAAAGCCAAAUUAGGAAUAAUAACGGAAUCAGAGGAGAAAUACUUUAAUCAGUUGAAACAACUAAUUAUAAGUGACAACUAUGAAGACAGCUAUUUUCUAGUAGUGCAUUCAGAGCACAAAUUGGAUCUUUCAAGUAUGAGAAUUUCGAAUUAGCAAAAUGAACUGAUGAUGCUCUGUAUGAAAAAACCGAUUCACCCUCUUGCCAAGCUAGUCCAGAAAGCAACGUGUUGUUUCUUUCACUGACAAGUUUUGAUGACUUUGACUGUGUUGGGUUAUGUACUAACCAGUUAACUGAUCCAGAUUAUUUUGUCGCUCUGUUACCGUCAGAUUUAUACGCCAAUAGAAAAGUUGAUAUGCGGGAAGUCCAAUCUAAGCUCGAAGCCAUCACCUUUAAAACCAAAAUGGAAUGCAGCUAUGCCCGAGAUCCUUUCAACAGUAAGCACCUAAAGCCAUCAACUAGCGAGGACCUUUUGCAGCAUAUACCUCCACAUAGACAUGCGUCAUUUCAAGUAGCAAAUUCUUGUAGUCUACGAGAGUUUCCACAUGGACGAGGAAUUCUGAAAACUGCGACGGGCGAAUUCAUUUAUUCUGGAGACUGGUUCAAAGGUAGAAAAGAAUGUAUUAAAUUUUUACAUUUCAGCUAUCUCCCCCUAUUCCUCAUAAAUGAUCUUUUGUUUUAAUAAUUAGCCUUUCGGUACUUUGAAAUGUUCCAUUUUCAGUAAAAAUUUCCAUUCACGAAAUUGGAUGCAACUUGAAACGCAGUUGCGUUUUUGAUAAGUUCCGUUUAGAUUUACUAAGGAACCGACUUGAAGACUAUUAAAUGGUUCGGUUGAAUGGUUCAAGACAUCGCUACGAUAUUAUAAUUGCUCCUCUAAAGUUGAUGGCCGCUGAACAGAAAUUGUACAUAUACAUGAAUAAAUAAUAAAACGAAACUUAAAGUGGUUAAAUUACUCCAUUGUGCCAAUUGUUUGAUAAAUUGGAAAGUGAAUUUGUUUUGUUCAAAUUUGAUAACUACCUACGAAGACGUGGAAAAUGUUUUGUGGCUUCUCUACUGAGUUAUCCAGAUUGGUAAUAAGAGAGAUUGCAUUGUAGUGUGAUGAUUUCCUUUCAUUUUGAACAGUCAGUAGAGUAUACCUGGAAGUUCCCCACCUACCUCUUCCCUAACAAAACAUUUUGUUCCUCUUUGUAUUCAGGCAAGAGACAUGGCAAGGGUGAAGGGCUCAUUUUCCCUACUUCCGGAUCUAACCAUUCGGCGGCUGAACAAGGAUUUUACAUUGGUGGAUGGAAACACAACAUGAGGUGUAGUUUAUUCAGACACCUCACCUGCUAAUGAUGAUAAUAAUAUUAUUAUUUACUAUUCCGCUUGUCUUGGAGUACUAGUAAAGCAGCUUUUGUCAGGGACAGUUUUUGAGUGAUACAACUUUAAAAGCCUUUUUCCACGUUAAUGGAAACCCUUUUUCUUACGUGUUUCGUUAGUUUACUUUUAAAACUCAUCUGGUAGCUUUUUUAAUAUUUCUUGUAAACCCUGUCCCAUUUUAACCCUCCUAGAAAUGACUGAAAGUCGAUAAUUGUUGAGAGGUGAUUAAUGCGUUUUUAGGGGGGGCCUUCUUCAAUGUUUACGCUCCUAACGCAAGAAACUCUUCCAAGUCUCAAUCUACAAACUCAUCAUGUGAAUAGCACUGAGAUUUUCAAGGUGAUAAAAGGACUUUUGUUUGUCAGCCAUGAUUUGAGUCUGAGGGUAUAAUAUAAAAACAGUCAUAGAUUUUGCUUAAUUUUUGGGCUUACUUCGAAAAUUAGGCACGGCCAUGGGCAAAUGAUUUUCUGCUCCGAUGCUGUGUAUGAAGGACAGUGGCAAUUUGACAAAAUGACUGGAUAUGGUACCUUAAAGCUCCCGGAUGGAACCAUUCAGGAAGGGACUUGGAAGGAAGGUUCCUUACAGGGCUGCGCUCUUUUCACCUGGCCACAUGGUGUCACUGAGUACCGGGAGUAUGAUGCAAUCCGAGGUAAAGCUUUUCUCUAAAUACACCUACUUGUUCUAAUUACCAUAAAGUUGUACAAAAAGCAAAAAACCCAAAAUCAAAACAGAAAAUGCUCAAGGAAUAAAUUGGCCAUGCAAGUUAUAUUUUAAUUUUCUGUUAAUCCUGAUUUUUUUUUUAUCCUGAAAGCAGUUUAACAUUACUUGAGUUGAGAGAGUGUAGCUGGCCACAUUAAAGUGUUUCCAGGGUGCUAGCGUUCCUAUAUAUAUAAUUCAUUCUUUCCUACAGGAAUUUGUAGCUUUGCUUUAUCGCGAUUGUCUACGCAUUUUAGCAAUGAGCCUUCAUGUGAGCUAAGGCAAUAGUUCUAUUACGUUUUUUGUUUAAAUAUGUAGGCUUCGGCAAAACAUCUCGUUAAGACAAUGGGUAAUAGAGUAACGUGCAAUGUUGAAGAAUUGUAAUCAAUUCUAAAAGAUUACUAUAAGUAAAUCUCCAAACGUGCAGUACAAAGUAACUCAUGAACCUACCCCUGAAGUCUACGUUCCUUUGUGACAGUCUGUAGUGAUUGUGAUCUAUAUAAUUCUUUUUAUUAACAGGUCAGUUGAGUUCCUGCAAACUUGAUCAAGAGUUUGCAGAGGAGCUGACGCAAAUGAGUUGUAUCCGUUCCCAGCUGCUAAACUUACGCGACUGUGCUGUCACGCUUAAAGAUGAAAAGAUUUCUCUCACAGAACAGGUGAAUAACCUGAAAAUGGAACACGCUGAGUUGGUUGGCAAGCUACAAGACUUUGGUUUAGAAAUUUAUCGAAAGUAUGAGCAACAGUGGAAGCGGGAUAGUCAGAAACAACGAGACGAAUUCGAAAAAAUGUUGAAAGAUGCAGAAUCCAAAGCUACUGCAGAGAAUGAUACGCUGAAAAAGGAGCUGGAAGAAAGCAAGGCUGCACUGCUAUGCCAGAUUUGCUUUGUGAGAAAACGUGACUGCAUUAUUUUACCUUGUUCCCAUCUCUUGUACUGCAGACAAUGUGUGCAUGAGCAUAAAAGUAGUGGUAAUUCCCGCUGCCCUACGUGCCGUGGGCCUAUUAACAGUGAAAUUCUGUGUAAUGUCAAUCAUUCUCCAUGAGAAUUAUUGAGUUAAAAGUGGAGACGUAAAAGUGCGUCCAAUCUGAAAAACAUUUUAAUGUUGAUGCUGUUGUCAAUGGCUAUACAGUUGAAUCACUAGAAUCUAGAAUCGGGUCAUGUGUCGGUCGUUUGAGACCAAGAAAACUAGGACUCGAUUUCGAGCUUACUAUAUUAACAGGUAAUCCCAUCAACGUACGGCAGAUCAGUCUUACACUUGUUAUUCCGUUGUCUUGUCCUCUUUUUAGUAUGAAAAUCAGGAAAUUUUUAAUAACUGUUUUAAUGAUUUGAAUUUAACCAUAGUUCGCACCUCAAAUUUGAUAAGAAAGAGGAUUGAGAGACUGAUGAAUUCCUUCACGCAUAAGAUUGUAAAGAUAUGUAUCAAUUUCACUAGAGUAGAUAUCAGGGAGCGACAAAAUCACAGUCUAGCCUAGAGUAGGCUAGAGUCAUCGGGCCAGCCUGUUCUAAUAACGGGCAAGCAUCAUUUGGUUGGUGUGGGAGUUGCUCCGAAGGGCUAGUAAUUUUAUAAAAGAAUUUCGUGAUGGGCGCCGGAUGGGAAAUUUGUUCUAGUUUUAGUUUUAGUAUUGAAAUUAUUACCCCUAUUUAUCCAAAAAAUGCAGUACGCACGGAAGGAUAGAAAUUUAAGACGUAGGUAUCGUGAAGGUAUAUACAUUUAUGCUUCCUGUAUUACGCAAUAAACGGAGCUGUAUAUCUGUUUUUGUUUUAUUUGUUUUGUUUUGUUUUUCAUUGAAAUUGUUGGGAACGGUUUAUCAUUUGUAUCUACGGCAGUUGCUACGAGAGCGAUAUCCACGAACGUAUCCACUCUAGAACUAUUUGAAAAAUCGUUCGCUUUUGGACGGAAGCCGUAGAUACAUUGACGCAGCCUUGCAACAUUGUUGAGAAAUUGUUUCGAAUGGAUACAACAUUUUGUUCCAGCUUUGCAACGCUGUGCUGCACUAAACAUCGUCGUUGCGAAUCGUCUCGUGUAACAUCACCUUUAGGCUUUCCAUGGAUAAUAGAAAGGUCUUUCUAUUAUCCAUGGGCUUUCAAACUUAACCCAUUCGCUCCUGGAGAUUUUGCCGAAAAACGCGUUUUGAAGCUAGUCGAGUGGUCACUGUCGUGCUAUAAAGAGCUAAAACUUACCACAAACCGGUUUACAGGUUGUACACUUCGCGGCCUUCUGAUCCAGAUGCAAAAUAUCAGCUGGCGAAGUUCGGGCAUGCGCAGAAAGCAAAAUUUCGAGUGACACAGCAGUCAUGACUUUUACUUUUCUUUCUCUCCUCCCCUCUUUUUUCGCUUUUCUUGCCUCAUUUUUUUUCUCUUGCUGGGCAUUUAGUAGGCUUCAUUUUGGUGGGAAUAGGUUUUAGGAAAGCUUUUAAGAUCUUAGGAUUGGGUGAAAGGAAAGGUAGGUGAGCAAUGGAACCAAAUUUUCAUGGAGAUUCUCAGGUCAGUGUUACAUGGUUUUUUGGCCUCUUUCUCCGGUGUCCUUGACUGAAUUGUGCUCAUUCUGGUAUGGUUUGAAAGAUCUCUUCACUCUGCACAAGUUAACGGACAAAGUUGUCCUUGACCGUUAAAACUGAUGACGUCACAAAGGGUAGAAAGGACGUGGAUCCGCAUGGGCGGUUACGGGCGGUUCAGGGGCGAAUGGGUUAAACGGGUUCACCAGGAAGCGCGCGCGCUGACAUGUUGCACGUGCGCUAAAUUCACCAAUCAGCGAAGAGCAUUGACCCUAACUAGCAACAUUAUGACAUCAGGUUUUCUAGCAGUUCUUUGUAUGUUAAGCGCGGUUGUGGUUCUAACGGAAUCGGCAAGGCAUAGAGUUUCACCUAUACCACGGUCGCAGGUAACUCUCUUUUCAGCCAUCUGUUUUCUUUUUAUCGGCGCUGGUUCCAUGCCCAUAGGCCGACUGACUGAGGUAAGAAAGAGACUUGAGCGUCCAUUCAAAGACAUCUAAAUAAUACUGAGCAAAUGAUAUGACGCCAUGCUUUGCUUUUUAAAACAGACGAGUGCGAUAUGGAACAUUGUAAUUGGCAAACAGGAAGUUCGUGAUUCCGGUGGGUUCGUUUCUAUAAAAAAAGGUAACUUCUUUUGUUUCUGUCGGCCGAUUUUACUUCCUGAACCAGAAAAUUUUGAAGCUUACGAUUGAAAAUGUGUGUGAGAUUCGUUAUAUUAUCCUUUUUUUCAGUGGGGGAAUUGCACAACGUUUUAGUAAAAACCAUGCGAGAAAACUUUUAUUUUAAUAUUUACAAACCACUCAAAAGUGAUCUCCUGUAACAACAAUGAUUGAUUGAAUUACACACGUUCGUUAAGAUUGUAAGUAAUAAAUUCACUUUUGCCCCUAGAUUCAGCUGUUAAUAUUCCCGUUCCGCCAGCUACGAAGGAAAUCACAUUAAGAAAUGAUCAACCUCAACUACUGGUACCAUCCAAACUUACUGUAUCAGAGACAACAGAGCCGCCAACUCGAGAAAUAGUCUCAGAAAUCGAAGCGCUAAGUAAUUCGGGCGUCUCUGCUGAAGACUUAUUAAAAGAUUUUCAACGCAAACUUUACGGCCAUGCCACGCCGACUAAAAUUGCCGCUUCAAAUGUAAAACCUGUUUUGAAGAAUCCUGGAGACUUGAUCACCGUGGACGAAAACUUAAUUCCCGAAAGAAGCCUGCUUGAAAAUGGAUCUGAUUCCGAGUAUGAAUCUAAGAAUCAAAAUGAAAAGGCGAAGAAGACCAUAGAGUACUCAGCAAACAAGGGUUCAGAGGUUCAACAUAAUAUUCCAUUGACCAGUGUGUUCACAUUAAAUACAGCGCCUUCACAAGGUAAGCGCUGAAUAAUUAUUCUUAGUGUCGUUAGCUUAAGUAUUAGGGACGACAGUAACGGCAACGGCAAUGGGAAUGUCACAAAAGGAAUUAUUAUAGGUUUAGUAUAUAUUACGUUCACAUUUUCGACCGGUUGAAAAUUCAUGCGUUUAGGUGUUCUGUUCACACGGAAUCAUCUUUUCGUACGAAAAUCUGGACGCCUAGCCGUUCAAAGUUCCGUGUAAACAGAGCGAAAAUAUUGAAAUUUUUACUUGAGAUUUGCCUUAAAUUGCUAUAUUUUAAAUGAAUAUUUUAUAGUUGAAAAAGUCGUCCCAUCAAUUUCGCUACAAUCGAAGAUAGACCUCCUAACAGCAAAGCCUCCAUCUUACGACAAACGUGAAACUCUUACAGAUCUGAAUCCCGGACAGGAGGAUUGGAAAUUACCUUCUUCUGACUUGAUUAGCAAGAAUUUGCCAGAACUGAGAGAAUCACAGAAUUUGAAUAACCCCCUGUUAGGAAUGGCAGAAGAAAUCAGACUUCAUAACGUCAUGGAAAAAGCACAGAAUAUGCCUCUGGAAUAUGAUGCCUCAAGAGCCCACCGUAGGCAGAACCGGAAUGACCAAAUCAUCUUAAAUGAGGAUUACAUGAAACCAACUUCCCGGGCUAGAGAGAACUGGAAUGACCAAGGCAGUAACAUCGUAAAUGAGGACUACAUAAAACCGACUGUCCACCUUAAAGAGGACUGGAAUGGCCAAAGCAGUAACAUCGUAAAUGAGGAUUACAUGAAACCGACUGCCGGCCUUAGAGAGAAUUGGAAUGACCAAGGCAAUGACAUCGUUAUCGUAAAUGACGAUUACGUGAAACCCGCUGCGAUCGAAGAGAGAUUAGAGAAAAUUUCGAUGGAAAUCAAUGCUUUACCUCGUUCACCUCCGGCUAAGGAU